Triplophysa rosa is the source of this 2146-nucleotide messenger RNA. RefSeq names its product ribonuclease inhibitor-like. The annotation marks the transcript as partial. The record is from RefSeq and is a predicted model, not a curated record. Gene Ontology annotation, molecular function: protein binding. NCBI's taxonomy places the organism in Eukaryota, Metazoa, Chordata, Actinopteri, Cypriniformes, Nemacheilidae. The transcript is spliced from 6 exons.
CUUAUGGAGGUGUGAGAUCACAGAGGAAGGUUGUGCUGCUCUGAUUUCAGCUCUGAUAUCAAACCCCUCACACCUGACGUACCUGCAUCUGUCUGAUAAUUAUCUCAGAGAUUCAGGAGUGAAGCUGGUCUCUACUCUACUGGAAAGCCCUCGCUGUAAACUAGAGAAACUGAGGCUUUGGACUUCUAAUAUCACAGCUGAAGGUUGUGACAGUCUGGCAUCAGCUCUGAAAUCAAACCCCACACAACUGACAGAACUGGAUCUGUGUGGGAAUAAAGUAGGAAAUUCAGGAGUGAAACUGAUCUCUGCUGUACUGGUGAAUCCUCUCUGUAACCUGAGGUUUCUAGGGUUGAGUCAGGGUAAUAUCACAGAUGAAGGUUGUAUUGCUCUGUCUUCAGCUCUGAUAACCUCACACCUGACACAUCUGAUUCUGUCCAUAAAUCCUCUUGGAGAUUCAGGAGUGAAGCAGCUCUCUGCUGGACUGGAGAAUGCUGACUGUAAACUGGAGAUACUGGAAUUGAUGAAUUGUAAUAUCACAGAUGAAGGUUGUACUGUUUUAGCUUCAGCUCUGACAUCAAACCCAGCACACCUGAGACAUCUGGAUCUGUCUAAAAAUUAUAAAAUAAGAGAUUUGCAGCCGCUCUCUGACCUGAGGGAUGAUCCACGUUAUAAACUGGAGAAACUAUUAAUUGAUCUUGUCAGCAGAUGAAGAGUUCUGAAACCUGUCCGACUGCAGUAGGUGUGUAGUCCAUCACAGAUAUCAGAGGAAACCUACAGCAGCACAGGGAGAACACACAAACAUUUGGAACAGAGAUCAUAUUAUUUGAAGGUGACAAAAGAUUGAAGUUGAAAGGUUACCGUGCGUUUGCGGUGGCCGGUCCCAGGUUAUGGAACAAUCUUCCUCUAUCUGUGAUAUCAGCAUCUUUUGUAUAUGAUUUUAAAUCCAAGUUACAGUCUCUACUUAUCUGUGCAUUUAAUUCAUUAUAAUUCUAGGUCUUAUUUUAACUUAUGCUGUAGUGAAUUUAUUUUGUAUUACGCUUAUGCACUGUAAAAAAUGUCAAGUUGUUUCAACUAAUUAUUAUUUAGUUACUAGUUCCACAGAAAUUUUACGUUCACUCAAUUUCUGUCCCCAAAGUUACUUGAAUUGUUAUUUUUUAGUUGGCCCAAACUUGACUCAAAUAUUAAAAAGUAUGCUUGCUCAAAUAGUUUUAUAAGUCAUUCAACUAAAGUAUUUUAAUAAGUUUAAUAUUUGAAAACAUACUGCAAAGAUUCUGUCAAUUAAAAUGUAAGUAUUUACCCCACGUUUUAUUUGUUACGUCAAUUAAUUUUUAUUAUUUGGGAAUUUUAAUUAGAAAUACCUGUGGAACUUAUAUAUAAUUGCACAUUGGGGUUGUUAUCAAAAAAUAUUAACUAGAAUCUUUCAGUCACAAAAUGUAUACCACACAAAUAAAACAAGACAUAGCUUUUAAUUCAUAACAAUCACUUCUCAUAUAGACUCCUGUUGACAAUAUUUAGGAGAACAUAUAUGUGUGUGUACGUUUGUGAGAGUGUACAUGCUAUUGAAUUUAAGACGUGUUUAGUCGGAAGGAUCACUGCUCAUUCGAUUCGGGAUCAAUCCGCACAUAACUGUCGGAGUCACUUUCCGCCGGUUUCCCACAAUUCAGGCAGCCGUUUUCUCAGGUUCACGUCAGGUAAGUGGCAGUAAAUAAAUGUUCAUUUUAGACUAAAUGAAUUGACAAAGAUGCAAAUAUUCAAUGUUUUUGUUACGAUAUAUAAGUGUGUGUUAUAUGGUACGUGUCCGAGGGAAAGUAAAUCUUUUAGUUAAGAUAUAGGCCUAGGCCUAAGACAUUACCUUUGAAAUACAAGAGCAAACUUACUUGCUGAACUACAAAAAAGGUCUAUUGAAAAAAAAAGACGCAAAACAGGUAUUUUGAGUUUGUUAUAAUGAAUUCCUAUGGAGAAAAUCACUUGCUGCCCUCCUUCGAUGCAUAGCUGUAUAUGUGGUCUGCAAUAAAGAAAAUAUACAAAUGAAUUAGAUUAGAAUUAGAUUGAUACUUGCAUACUUUACGCUUUUAUUUCUUUUAUUUGUUACAAGUAUAUUAAUUGUAACCUUGACAAUUGUUAUUAAUAAAACCUAUACAUAUAA